This is a messenger RNA of Trifolium pratense (red clover), 745 nucleotides long. RefSeq names its product protein MAIN-LIKE 1-like. The coding region runs from base 218 to 745 and encodes 175 amino acids. Lineage: Eukaryota; Viridiplantae; Streptophyta; Magnoliopsida; Fabales; Fabaceae. The record is from RefSeq and is a predicted model, not a curated record. The transcript has 2 exons.
UUUACAGAGCGAUGGCAUCCGGAGACCGAUACUUUCCAUCUGCCCAUUGGUGAGAUGACCAUAACCCUGGAUGAUGUGUCUUGCUUGCUUCACAUUCCGAUUACCGGUAAAAUGCUCAACCACCUUGGAACGUCAUGCACAGUUGAAGAAGGUGAAGAUAUGUGUUACGAGUACCUAAACUUCUCAAGAACUGAAUGCAGAAAGGAAUUUAAAAAAAAUGAAAGGAGCACAUAUUGGGUUUUUCAUGCUGGAUAAGAUAUAUACGGAAAAUAUGAAAGCCGUGGUGCGAGCUGAAAAAAAAAAGAUGCCGAAUGAUAAAGUGCAGCAUUUGAGGGAAUGCACGAUUAGAUCAUUUUUACUGUACUUGCUUGGUGCAACACUUUUCACCAACAAAAGCAUGCAGUAUGUAGAUGUCAUUUUCCUGACUUACUUGCAAGACAUAAGUUUGGUUAACACAUGGAAUUGGGGUGCUUCUGGGUUGGCUUAUAUGUAUAACUACUUGGAUGCUGCAAGUCGCCCGAGAUGUGGAAAUCUUGGUGGUUACAACGCCAUGUUUCAUGCAUGGAUUUUGUCGCAUUUCGAGAGGUUUGGAUCGCGAUAUGUUGACGUAAACUACAGCCAUAAUGAUCCAAUUGCGGCCAAAUAUUAUCCAUUUAAAGGUGGAAAAUAUCCAACUGAGCAUAGGACCACAUUGGGACACCAUUUAAUCAACUCAUCUCGCUCCUUGCAAUACGGUGCUUCAUAA